Seriola dumerili (greater amberjack) is the source of this 5755-nucleotide messenger RNA. RefSeq names its product TBC1 domain family member 1 (gene tbc1d1). The record is from RefSeq and is a predicted model, not a curated record. The coding region runs from base 41 to 4042 and encodes 1333 amino acids. The transcript is spliced from 20 exons. Lineage: Eukaryota; Metazoa; Chordata; Actinopteri; Carangiformes; Carangidae.
AUAAAGUGGAGGCAGACGACUGCCUCUCGCCACACAAACCAUGGAAGGACUUUACUUUGAAGUGAAGCCCAGAAAAGAUGAAUCGCACAGGCCAGGGAGCUCUGAGAAACCCCGCAUUAAUCUAACUUCAAACCAGCAGUCGUGUCCUUCAUUUCCACAUCUCACAUCUUCCACACAGUCUCCUCAGAAACUCACCCGUGCUAGGGAGAGGACUGCAACAUGCAUAGGGAAGGUGGAGGGAGAGGAGGAGGAGGAGGAGGUACGAUACAAACUGACAUUGAUUGGUUCUCUGCCGGUCCACCACCUCACCACCAUGGCCAUGCUGCCCUGGGUGGUGGCUGAGAUCAGCAGAUCUCGGCCUGCAGAGAAGGAUCCAGCCACAGGGUUGCAGUCUGCAGGGCCUGCAGCUGGAGAGUUGAGCCCUUCCACCUCGAAUCAGAUGGUUUUUCUAUGUGUGUCGGCAUCAUGGGUGCGAUGUGUAUCCGUUCUGGGAGAGGGAGUUGUCUGGGACCCUCUAACACAUACAGUGCUGUUUGAAUGUCGUCCUCACCAGGUGACUAAGCUAAUUCACAACAGCCAAGAACCCAACAGCUUUGGCUGCCUGGUCAGAAAGACACCAGACUGUGCCUGCUAUGUCUUCCAGUGCCAGGACAGCACCAAGGUCCCUGAGAUCAUCAGUACGUUGAGGCAGGCUGGCAAGAGCUCUGCACGCAACAAUGAUAUCACCACCAUUUCCAACAAAACUUCCACCGGAGGCAGUGACCCCUCUGAACCAUGUUUUUCUUAUCUCUCCGCAACGACAACUUCAGCGGCCCCCAUCAUUGCUGUGUCUCCGACAGCUUUUGCCAAAAAGUUUGAGGUGCUGUUUUGCGGCCGCGUGAGUGUUGCUCACAAGAAAGCCCCACCCGCCCUCAUUGAUGAGUGCAUCGAGAAGUUUAGCCAGUUACAUGGCUCAGGGACGACCGAUAAAGGAGGAAAUGUUGGGGGAUUAGUGGGUGGGCUGAGGAGGGCAUUAACCUUCCAAUCCAAUGGACUGGGAAGUGGUGCUGUUGGUAAUGGUUCUGCAGGGAGCCCCACCACCGGGAAGCGCCCUGUCCUGUUCAAGCGAGACCCCAGCUUUCCCUGCCUGCAGGCCCUGGAUGAGAACGGACUCUCACCUGAGAUUUCUCACACCAACACUACUGAUGCACUUGCCCGCUCUGCUGAAGUACAGCCCACCAGCCUGCGGGAGAACAGGACCAUGCUGUUUACGGUUGGCAGGUCUCAGAUCUUCUUGGUUAGUCCAGACACUAAGAAGGUUGCCAUAGAGAAGAGUUUCAGAGAAAUCUCCUUCUGCUCACAGGGUAUUCGUCACGUGGAUCAUUUCGGCUUCAUCUGCAGAGAAACGGUGGAAGGAGGGAGCUGCCACUUUGUUUGCUAUGUCUUCCAGUGUACAGACGAAUCACUGGUGGACGAGAUCAUGCUGACUUUGAAGCAGGCGUUCUCUGUGGCAGCCCUGCAGCAGAAUGCAAAGACCCAGAGCCAGCAGUGUGACAGCUGCCCCAUGCAGCAGCUCCACAGGCUGUGUGAGCGGAUAGAAGGUCUACACCCAUCUAAAACCAAACUGGAGCUUCAGAGACACUUGGCCACUCUGGACAAUCAGGAGCAAGCAUCAGUCUUUGAAAACACUAUGAGGGCUCGUCCUAAGAGCGAUCAAGAAGAGAAUGAGUUGGUAAUGGCCUCACUGAGGAAUCUCUAUGAGGAGAGACAGAAGAGUCAUCAGCACACAUUACCUGGAGAUGGCAAACAGGUGUGUGAGGAGGCAGGUCCGGCCCCUGUGGAGGCGCAGCAGCAGAGUAGCAGCCGCCAGCGACUUGAGCAGUUCAAGAGUCGAGCCAAGCGCUCUCUCACUGAGUCCCUGGAGGGCAUCUGGAAGGGGAGCAGCAAGGCCAGAGCUCAGAGGGACAACAGUGAAGGAAGUGACAGCAGUUCUUCCAUCUGUACUGUCAACAGCAGUCAGGACCAGCCCUGCUUAGAUGACCCCUUGUCUGCCUCCUCUCAGCUACGACCCACCAGCCCACUCAGGUGCCACAACUCAACAGGAGACCUGAAGCGCCUUGACACCUCUCUACCCCUGUCCCCCUCCUCCUCCUCUUUACCUGGUGAUGUGCAGCCACAGGGCUUCCGUCGACGGGCCAGCACCUUCAGCCACCCUCCCACUCCCUCCUCAGGACUUGAGUACUCACCGGUGCACACGCUGAUUCACACUCCACAGGACCCCACUGCUGCUAACAAGCCCAAGCUCGUGCGGCACUACUCCGUCAGCACUGACACGCCACACCAGAGCAAUGAUGUAGCGGCUCUCUCUACACCAAGUGCAGCAUGUGGGGUUGGAGAAAGCCCUCUGCGCAGUCACCGCCACUCAUGGAGGCAGCAGAUCUUCCUACGGGUCGCUACACCUCAGAAGAACACAGACACCAAUGAGCGGGGGGAUCCCUGUCUAGAGGGGGGUCGAGUGUGCGUGGGCCAGGUGGGAGUUGGAGGAAGUGGAGACUCAUCCAUGAGGGUGGUGCCUGAGGAGAGGACAAAAAGGAGCAAAGAGGAGCUGAGGGAGCUGUGGAGGAAGGCCAUCCUGCAGCAAAUUCUGCUGCAGAGGAUGGAGAGGGAGAACCAGAAACUACAGGCCUCAGAGAGCGACCUGCAGAACAAGCGUUUGAAGCUGGACUACGAGGAAAUCACUCCAUGUCUGAAGGAGGUCACUUUGGUGUGGGAGAAGAUGCUGGGAACUCCCGGGAGAGCAAAGAUCAAAUUUGACAAAGAGACCAUACAUGCUGCUGUUGCACAAGGUGUCCCGAGACAGCAUCGAGGCGAGAUCUGGAAGUUUCUUUCUGAACAGUACCUACUCAGGCAGACGAUCCCCUCCCGACCUCCUGCCAAUCACACUCCAUACAAAGAGCUGCUGAAACAGCUCACCUCGCAACAACAUGCCAUCCUCAUCGACCUUGGUCGCACUUUUCCCACCCAUCCAUAUUUCCAAGCCCAGCUGGGGGCAGGACAGCUGUCUCUGUAUAACUUAUUGAAAGCCUACUCACUGCUGGACCCUGAGGUGGGCUACUGCCAGGGCCUGUCCUUCAUUGCGGGAGUCCUGCUGUUACACAUGGGGGAAGAGGAUGCCUUCAACAUGCUCAAAUUUCUGAUGUAUGACGUCGGGCUUCGUAAACAGUACAGGCCUGACAUGAUUAUCCUGCAGAUUCAGAUGUACCAGUUGUCACGGCUGCUCCAUGACUACCACAGGGAUCUUUACAGCCAUCUAGAGCAGCAGGAGAUCGGACCCAGCUUAUACGCCACCCCCUGGUUCCUCACCGCCUUUGCCUCACACUUCCCCCUCGGCUUCGUGGCCAGAGUCUUUGAUAUGUUGUUCCUGCAGGGGUCAGAGGUCAUCUUCAAGGUAGCCUUGAGCCUGCUGGGGAGCCACAAGCCUCUGAUCCUGCAGCACGAUAGCCUGGAGUCCAUCGUGGACUUCAUCAAGACCACCCUGCCCAACCUGGGCCUGGUUCAGAUGGAGAAAACCAUCAACCAGGUGUGUGAGAUGGAUGUGUCUAAGCAGCUCCAGGCCUAUGAAGUGGAGUACCACGUCCUGCAGGAUGAGCUGCUGGACACGCCCCCAACCCUCAACCAACACCAGCGAGCAGCACAGCUGGAAAGGACCAAUCAGAGCCUCCGACAGCAGAACCUUGACCUGCUUGAGGAGCUGCAGGUGUCCCAGGCUCGUGUGUGCAGCCUGGAGAGUCGAGUGGAGGUUUUGGGCCAGUCGGAGGGCCGACUGAGGGAGCAGGUUUCUGCACUGGAGGAGGAGAAGAAUCAGUUGCUGAGCACCGUCACACGCCUCCAGGACCUCCUCACCAGCCUCGGCAUACACAACUCCCCUGAUGGACACACGCUCUCCUCACCUACUGAAAGACAUGCAGCCUCAGCAGCAGCAAAGACAGAAGACAGAAAGGGGCUGGCGAACAGGACUGAGGACCCCCUUCUCCACAUGCUUGCUCUUCCAGAGGGUUCGUAACUACAGGCAAUAAAUUUCCAAACAGUAAGGUCAACCAGAGGAGGAGCCGGCUGUGGAAGACCCAGGAGGAGAGGGUCAAGGGAGACGUCAAGAUGACUCCCUACGUCGACCUUUGUCCUCUUCCCAGCUCCAGAAUGUUUUAAUAAAAAGAGGCGGGACAGAGGAAGUUGGAUGUAUAACAGGGAGGAGAAGAAUAGAAAUACAACAAAAAAUGGGGAUUAGGUUAAGAGAGAAAGAAAAAUAAAGGAUGGCACCCUUGAGUAUUAUCCCAAAACAUUUCACAUGCCCUCUUCCAACUCUCUAAUAAAUAUAAAUGAACAUGUGAUUUGACCAACAAUCCCCAAAGUUAGCAUGGUCUCACUGGGCCUGUGCUGUAAAAACAAAACAGUUACAUUUGCACCUGUAUUUGUAUGUUUGUGUCUUUGAAUGUCUGUGAGUGCUGUCACUCGUGUAUUUUAUGCUCCGACGAGAAGGUUUUUUUAACUGCGUCGCAUGCAAAGAGGCUAAAAUAGCCAAAGACUGUCCCUGUCAAUGUAAGACGAGCUCAAACAAAGACUCAGAUACUCAGAUAGUAUCCUGAAACAUGUUAUCGAUCACCCUCACACUCCACAGGAGUACAAAGAUGAAAUGCCUCCAAAGAAGCGUGACAGGAAAGUGAGAUGAAGGGACGGGUGAAGAAAUAAACUUCAUGACAAAGUGUUUUUCUGUUAAAAAGGUUGAAUAUGAUUUAAUUUAAAUGAUGUAAGAUCUUGGAUGGUGGUGCUCAUAUUCGGAGGUCAGAGUUGAACUAUUUUUUGUUUCCUCCUCCGCUUUUCUAGUCUUCCACAGUGUUUGCUUCCUGAUCCUGUAUUUUAACUUCAUUUAGUUACAGUAGCUUACAGGAAGAGUAACACAAUAAAUAGAGUCCAUUUCACAUCCUGUUUUUUUCACCUUUGAAUACACUUCAAUCUGUCUGUGUAGGAAGGGAAAUAGAAAAACAGUUUCAGCAGAAAAACUGUAAAACAGUAGCAUUGUUUUUCUCAUGAGAGGAACUACACCCUUUUUUUAGAGCCUGAUCAAUUACUUUAAAUUGCUGCAAAACAAACUUAUGUCUGAAAGUUCAAACAGGAGACCUCUGCUGUUGAGACAAUCUGUCAGCUACAAAUCAUUUACUGUAUUCAACACACUGAAUUCAUUCAACCCGAGCUGCAGAUUGGUGUGUUCCUAUGUGAAUGUCUAAAUGUGUCACUGUGUGUCUGUGUGUUUGUGCACUUCACUGAUCAACAAAUCUGUUGAUUUACACUGUAAAGAUACUUUGCUCUUAUUCCUGACUCUCAUUGCACAUGUUUUUGUUUUAUUGAUUAUUGCUAUUGUUGUAAUGUACUUUAAAAUACAUUUCAUAUCCUUUCAUCACAUCUGAAGCCAGUUUUCUUUUUUUUUUUUGUGCAUGCACACAGUAUGAACUCACGUCAGGUGUCACACUGUUAGAAAUGGUGUAGACUGUGCGCCCUCCUGUCUAAACAUGCCACUCAAUUUGAAUGUUAUGGCCUUGAUAUAAGGUUUCAAGCAUGUGGAAAUGUACUGUACACAGUACUUAAAACACAGACAUGUAUUUGUUUUCAGGAACAGCUCCUGAGGUUGUAGGAAAGGCAUGUUGGGGCAAGUUGUGGCUCUGUUAGCAUGCAUGUAUGUGUGUACACAACAGAAAAAACCCCAACAGAGGAACAUCAGUAA